GAUAUUAAUAUAUUAUGAUAAUAACAAAUUGUCACAAUAAUUAAAAUUUAUAAAAAAAAUUUAAACCAAUACACCAAAAUAAAAGAAGGAAAAAUAAAAAAUAAAAAAAUACAACUAGCCCCUAAAUAAGUGACCGUUUGUUGCGGAAGAGAGAGAGUACAAACUGGUUUUAAACUCAUUUCCCGCGACUUAUCUAGUUCGAGCAGAAAAGGAAAGAAACCCUAAUUGCAUUCGCCAUUUCUGUGUGUGCUGAACAGAGAGAAAAGUCAAAAUGAAGAGGAAUCGGGAGGGAAGACAUGAAUACGAUUAUGGAGAUGGAGGGUCGUGGGUGAGAGGGCCUUUGAUCGGCAAAGGCAGCUUCGGCUGUGUGUUUCUUGCCCAUAACAGGAAGAAAGGCGGCUGCUUUCCCUCCGCCAUGGCGGUCAAAUCCUGCGAGCUUUCUUUCUCUGCUUCUCUGCAGAAGGAGAGAGAAAUUCUCGGCAAUCUUGACGGGUGCUCUAACGUUUUGCGAUGCUUUGGGAAUGAGACGACCACCAGUGAAGAUGGGCAGAAGACGAUCUACAAUUUGCUUCUGGAGUUUGCCAGUGGAGGGACUUUGGGCGCUUUCAUAAGGAAGAACGCCGCCGUUGCUGCUCUCAUUCCCGAAUCAGAUGUCCGGGGCUACACUAGGGCUAUUCUUCGUGGCCUCCAACACAUUCACGCUUGGGGUUAUGUUCACUGCGAUUUGAAGCCAGACAACAUUUUGCUAUUCGCCCCAAAUUCUGCUUCUGGCUCUGGUAAGUUUGUGCCUAAGAUAGCUGAUUUCGGACUGGCGAAGCGGAGGAGCGUGCAGGAUCCUUGCUUCAGGGGAACUCUAUUGUAUAUGUCACCAGAAUCUUUGGUUCAUGGCAUACAGGGACCUCCUUCUGAUAUUUGGGCUCUUGGCUGUGUCGUGCUGGAGAUGUUGACUGGAAGACCACCGUGGGGCGGUGCCGCAGAUUUAGACCGUAAUGGUCUUCUCUCUCGGAUUCAAACUUUGACUGAAUUGCCGAAAGUUCCUAAUAGCCUAUCCAUAGAAGCCUGGGAUUUCUUGAAGAGAUGUUUUGCGAGGAAACCUAGGUUCAGGCCCACCGCCGAGCAGCUUUUGAAUCACCCAUUCGUUGCAAGAUCAUACCGCAAAGAGUACGAAACAGAAACUAAUGGUUUUGGGCAGGAGGAGAAGGAUAACAAGGAGGAGGACGUCGUAAACCCCAUAAGGGGGUUGUCUGGGAAAGGGACCGAUGAUGAACAUUCUUCGUUUUCCACCUAUUAUCAGAGUUUCAGUUCUGAGGAUUUCUUCUCUUCUCUGUCAGAAGAAGUAAUUUUCCCUAUUAUUCCGAGUUCCGAGUAA
Malania oleifera is the source of this 1369-nucleotide messenger RNA. RefSeq names its product mitogen-activated protein kinase kinase kinase 20-like. NCBI's taxonomy places the organism in Eukaryota, Viridiplantae, Streptophyta, Magnoliopsida, Santalales, Ximeniaceae. The coding region runs from base 272 to 1369 and encodes 365 amino acids. The record is from RefSeq and is a predicted model, not a curated record. Gene Ontology annotation, molecular function: protein kinase activity; ATP binding. The transcript has a single exon. Gene Ontology annotation, biological process: protein phosphorylation.